UUAAGACGUUACACAAAAUAAUGUUUUUUAAUUUUAUUACAUUUGCCACUAUUCUGGCUUUUAUAAAUUGUCGAGAAAUCGAUACUCUUUCAAAAUGGGGCAGUCUUAACAAACUUAUUAAAAUUAGCGGAGUUGACGUGCUGAUGUCCAACGAGCUCACAGUGCAAGUUGAUACACCAAUUAUACAAUUGUACUACGAAGCUCACUGUCCCGGAUGUAUAGAGUUCGACACGACACAGUUGAAAGAAGUUGUUGAAGUGUUGCACCAGUAUGUGGACGUCCACACUUAUCCUUACGGAAAUGCUAGGACAGUUAUACAUGAAGAUGGCACUGUAGAAGUGACCUGCCAGCACGGACCAGCUGAGUGCUACGGGAAUAUGCUUCACGCAUGCGCGUUAGACAUCAUAGCUAACGGCACUGAAGCUUUGCUUUUCAACGCUUGCAUGAUGGACCAAGACAGCAAUGACAAUAGUGCAGAUAAGUGUGGCGAAAAGAUGAACAUCAAUGCAAGCCCAAUAAAGGACUGUGCGAAGAGCCAGAAAGGCACCGAUCUCCUUGUUCACUAUGGUGAAGAGAGUGAGAAGGCAGGUUUCCAAUACGUCCCCUACGUCCUUCUGAAUGGGGAAGAGUGGAGAGGGGAAAGCUUAUUGAAUGAUGUGUGUGCAACAUUCAAAAAUCCGCCUGAACCUUGUACACAAUUCUGA
This is a messenger RNA of Ostrinia nubilalis (European corn borer), 704 nucleotides long. RefSeq names its product GILT-like protein 2. Bases 21 to 704 code for a protein of 227 amino acids. NCBI's taxonomy places the organism in Eukaryota, Metazoa, Arthropoda, Insecta, Lepidoptera, Crambidae. The record is from RefSeq and is a predicted model, not a curated record. The transcript is spliced from 5 exons. Gene Ontology annotation, molecular function: oxidoreductase activity, acting on a sulfur group of donors, disulfide as acceptor.